Molecule: messenger RNA, 6241 nt
Organism: Metopolophium dirhodum (rose-grain aphid)
Lineage: Eukaryota; Metazoa; Arthropoda; Insecta; Hemiptera; Aphididae
Exons: 34
Coding region: 379-5946 (1855 amino acids)
Biological process (GO): monoatomic ion transport; synaptic transmission, glutamatergic; modulation of chemical synaptic transmission
Cellular component (GO): plasma membrane; postsynaptic membrane
Molecular function (GO): transmitter-gated monoatomic ion channel activity involved in regulation of postsynaptic membrane potential; glutamate-gated receptor activity
Source: RefSeq, a predicted model, not a curated record
CAGACGCGCGUAUAACCUUUAACCCGGCUGCCAAAGAUCGGUAUCGUGUCUACAACACACACGAUAGGUGGUGGGAAAAAAAUAAUAAUAAUAUAUACGUCGUGGCGUGCAAUAAAUACGCGCUGCUGCGGAUUGCCUCCUCAAUAAUCGUAGAUAGGUCAUUGCGGUUGUUUCGAAUCGGGAUAGACACUGGCUGGCAGCCCAUUACGAUUUGCGUGCGCAAUCUAAAUAUAGGUUUUCAGCGGUUUAGCGAGUGUCUCGUGAAAACGUACUAUAUAAUAUAAUGUACGGAAUUAAUAAUCCCGUAUAAUAUCAUUAUGUACCUACUACAUGUGAGAGCAGCCGCUAUUAUAUCCGUUCAUUAAUUCCACGCGCGACAUGCAAUCCGCAGCUACUGCAGUGGUCCUGUUCCUGUUGUCCGGUUUCGCGGUCUGUGCGGCGGAAGAUGUGGGACGCAUCACCAUCGUGGGUCUGUUUCCGUCCGAAGAUUCGGUAGAACAAAUGGCCUUUGAACUGGCCAUACAUAAAGUCAACUUGGAUCCGACACUUUCGAACGACGUCAAACUCGAAGGCCGAGUAGAAAUCGUCGACAUCAACGACGGUUAUCAGACUAGCAAAAUAGUAUGCGAAUCUCUCGAGUCUGGCGUUGGAGCUAUUUUCGGUCCCGCAGGCUACGAGUCAUCGGUCAUAGUCCAAUCGAUAUGCGAUUCUAUGGAAAUCCCUCACAUCGAAACCCAUUGGAAAAUGAACCCUAGACAACAACCAAACUAUUACAUAAACGUUUAUCCGGAUCCGGUGGUCCUCAGUCGUGGGUAUACGGCCAUCGUCCGCGACAUGGAUUGGACAUCCUUUACUUUGCUAUACCAGCGAGAUGAAGGACUGUUAAGGUUGCAGCAUUUAAUCCAAGAUUAUUCUGGACUGACCAAAUUAUCGGAUACUGAAUUAUCGGCUAUUACUAUUAUAAAGUUAUCAGAAAAUAACGAUUAUCGACCUAUGCUCAAAGAGGUCAAAAAAUCUCUGGAGAGUCAUAUUGUCUUGGAUUGUGAUGCAGAUAUCAUAUUAACUGUAUUGGGGCAAGCUGAAGAUGUAGGCCUAAUGGACGAUUACCACAGUUUUAUUAUUACUUCUCUGGAUGCACACACUAUAGAUUAUGGUCACUUACAAUUUAAACGUACCAAUAUCACUGCAGUGAAAUUAAUAGAUCCGUCAAGUCCAACAGUGACUAGUAUAAUGGCAGAUCUUGAAUUCGUUCAACAGAGAAUGAAUUUGAAUAUGGAAGUAUUUCGAGCAGAGACAAUUACAGUUAACGCGUUAUUGAUGUUUGAUGCGGUCAAUGUGUACGCUAAAGCGUUGCGUGGUAUUGGUGGCACAAAGGCUAUCAAGGCCGAACCGAACAGUUGUGAAAAUCGAUCGAUUACUGGAUGGUCCAGUGGAUUUAGUCUUAUCAACUUCAUGAGAGUCGUAGAAACCGAUGGUCUCACAGGCAAAUUACGAUUCGACCAAGAUUCUGGGUAUAGGAGUUAUUUCACAUUGGAAAUGGUUGAGUUGACAAAUACGGGGUUCAAGAAGAUCGGUGUUUGGGAUCCGCAAAAAGAAAUGUCGUACACGAGAACUAGGAAUCAAAUGCUGGACGAUCUGGUGAACGCAAACAUGAACAAAACUUUCAUUGUCGCAUCAAAAAUUACGGAGCCGUACAUGAUGUUGAAAGAAGAUCAUAAAAAUCGCGUUGGCAAUGACAAGUACGAGGGAUACGUGGUUGAUUUAAUACAUAUGAUUUCGGAAGAGAUCAACAUCACGUACGAGUUCAAAUUGCGGAACGAUGGUAACGGAAAAAAAGACAAGAAAACUGGUAAAUGGGACGGACUUAUCGGAGAAGUUCAUGAACUGAGAGCCGACUUAGCUGUUUGCGAUCUGACCAUCACACACGACAGGAGGACGGCAGUUGAUUUUACGACUCCUUUCAUGAAUUUGGGAAUCAGCAUCUUGUUCAGUAAACCAAAAGAACCAGAAACAAAUUUGUUUUCUUUCACUCAACCCUUAUCGUUUCAUGUGUGGAUAUAUACUGCGACUGCAUACUUGGGUCUAUCAAUUAUUCUCUAUAUAUUAGCUAGGAUUACUCCUAACGAGUGGCAAAAUCCUCAUCCGUGUGCAUCGGAGCCUGAAGAACUCGAGAACUCGUUGUCUUUAAUAAAUUGUUUAUGGUUUUCUUUGGGGUCUAUAUUAUGCCAGGGGAGUGAAGUAUUGCCAAGAGCUUUUUCAACAAGAGUGUGCGCGUCGAUGUGGUGGUUUUUUGCAUUAAUCGUAACGCAGUCAUACACUGCUAAUUGGACCGCAUUUUUAACAUCGAGUCGAAAGGAGUCUGCGAUCAAAAGAGUUGAGGAUUUAGACAAACAGUCGACCAUAAAAUAUGGAUGCGUUAGAGGGCAAUCGACUGCCGGGUUUUUUGAGAACUCUGACGUGAACCUUUAUCAGAAAAUGUAUAGCGUAAUGGAAACAUACGGUGACACGGUUAUGAUGUAUGACAAUAAACAGGGUGUAGACCGAGUGAAAAAAGAAAGAGAAGCCUACGCUUUUUUUAUGGAGUCCAGUACAAUUGAGUAUGAAGUCCAGAGAAAUUGUGAUUUGACAGAAGUAGGAACCUGGUUGGAUAACAAAGCAUAUGGAAUCGCAAUGCCUUUUAAUGCUCCACAUAGAACGGCAGUCAGUAUGGCGUUAUUAAAACUUUCCGAAUCUGGGAAGCUAAUGGAACUAAAAGACAAAUGGUGGUCGGUAUCUGAAGACAAAAUGUGUCCAAUACCUAAAAAAGAUUCUGCAGAGCUAGACGUAAAUGAAGUGGGAGGGAUGUUUGUCAUUCUUAUUUUGGGUUGUAUGUUAGGAUUUCUAUUCUCACUAUUGGAAUUCUUAUGGAACAUUCGAAAAGUGGCAGUCGCAGAAAAAUUAUCGCCUUGGGACGCAUUCAAGCUGGAGCUGAAAUUUGUGCUUAAAUGCCACCAUUCGACUAAACCAGUCAGACACACUACAUAUUCGGAUGAACCAAAAAUAGAGGAAAUAAAUAUCUUUCGUUUUUGUUCAGUGUGCAGUGUGCUUCCGAGUUCCGACCCACAUGGUAUAGAAAUGUGUGCGUUCGUCGUCACGCUGUGUUCGUCGUUCGUGGUGUUACUACUUCUCGUGGGAGCUUCCGAAGACGACAUUAUUAAGCCGUCGGCAAGCAACAAGGUCGUAAAAAUCGUUGCGUUGUUCAACGAGAACGAUGAUUCCGCCAAUCAGUUGGCGUACAACGUGAGCGCAAAAAUCGUUAACAUUAUGGACACGGUGUUGCCUAAAAACAAAAUCGUCCCAAGAUCCGAGUACGUCGUGAACGACAUGUAUAACGUGACACGUGUUGUAUGUGACUCGUUGAAACUUGGAAUCGCAGCGUUUAUUGACGGAACAGACGACGAAGACAUUGCAAAUGUGGUCAGAUCCAUUAGCACCCGAACACAAAUACCAUUCAUCGAAACGCAUUGGAAAACAUUCAACCGACCCCCUGAUCCUUACGCCAUCAAUAUUUAUCCCGAUCCGUCUCUCUUGGCGAAGGCUAUACGAGAUAUAAUAUUGGACAUGGAUUGGGACUCUUUCACUGCUAUCUAUGAAAGUCCAGAAAGUUUGAUUAGACUCAAAGCCCUGUUAAUGCAUUUCGAUUACGGGCACAAGGCUCCGGGAAAAUCUAUUAAAAUCGUUCAAAUUCCACCUACAGACGAUUUUCGGCCGUUGUUCAAGGAAUUGAAGUUGUCUGGUGAAAAACACAUUAUAUUGGACUAUGAAGUAGAACACAUCAUGCACAUACUGGGACAAGCCGAGGAAGUGCACUUCAUGGGAGAUUACCAGAGCUUUGUUAUCACAAAUUUAGACGCGCACACGUUAAGUUUCAGCGAGUUUCAUAAAUCGAUGGCCAACAUUACGUUGAUCCGGUUAAUCAACCCGGAAAGUCAGCACGUCAAAAACGCUGUCGAGGAAAUCGUGUUCAACGAACAGAAAAGCGGACGGAUCAGUGUUUUAUCGCCGAAUACGAUGAAAACAAAAACCGCGUUGAUGUACGAUGCGGUGAACUUUUUCGCAACAUCGCUCCAUGGUUUGGUGGCAACCCAAACGAUGGGGCCCAUGAGAAUUGCCUGCGGCGACAUAAAACCGUGGGUGCACGGAUACAGUCUAAUCAACUACAUGCGAGUGAUGGAGGUAAACGGAUUGACCGGAAAAAUGAGAUUCGACGCAGAAACAGGAAACAGGAAUUACUUUAAAUUAGACGUGGUCCGAGUGCAAGAGAGCAAGAAGCACCGUUUGGGAUCUUGGGAUCCGGAGCUGAAUAUGACGCUGACGAGAUCGGUGUCGGAAAUCAACUCAGAAUUCGCACAGUCGAUUACGAACAAGACGUUCAUCGUCGUCGGAAAAUUAGUUCAACCAUAUCUUAUGAGAUGCAACGCCACGGAAAAAGGAAUGGACAAAGACGAAGAAUGUUUCGAAGGAUUUGCGUACGACUUGGUCGAGGAGAUGGCCAAAUACAAUGGAUUUAAAUUUAAGUUUACUACCAACCAAGAUUACGGCAUUAUGAAUCACAAGACCGGCAAGUGGAAUGGUAUGAUCGGAGAGUUGCAGUCCAUGCGGGCGGAUCUAGGGAUCUGCGACCUUACGAUCACUUUUGAUCGGCGGAACGCGGUAGACUUCACGACGCCGUUCAUGACGCUGGGCAUAAGCAUACUGUACGCGAAACCGGAGAAGAAGAAACCGCAGCUAUUCUGGUUCCUGAACCCGUUGUCUUUCAGCGUCUGGAUGUACACCGCGACCGCGUACCUGGGCGUGUCUUUGUUCUUGUUCAUGUUGGCCAGAAUGACACCGUUCGAAUGGGAACUCCCGCACCCGGUCAAGCCCGGAGACGACACGAUGGAGAAUUCGAUGACGCUGCUCAACUGCCUGUGGUUUUCCAUCGGUUCCGUGCUGUGUGCCGGAUGCGAAGUCCUACCCAAAAUCACACCCAACGAAUGGAACGAUCCACAGCCGUGGAAAGACGGUAACAACGACCUUGAGACUAGGCUUAAUGUGGCUAAUCUGAUAUGGUUCAGUUGCGGCACCAUGUUGCAACAGGGUUCCGAUGUAUCACCUCAGGCAGUGUCCACGCGUUUAGUGGCAGGGAUGUGGUGGUUUUUCGCGCUGAUCAUGACAUCGUCGUACACCGCCAACCUGACCGCGUCUAUUACCAGCGGACGUCUGGACACUCCAAUCAAGAACGUCGAUGACUUGUCGAAAGACUCGAACAUCGAGUACGGCUGUUACAAAGAAGGAUCGACGGCCAGUUUUUUCCAGAAAUCGAACUUGAGUUUGUACCAGAGGAUGUGGAGCGUAAUGGAAGCGUCUAACCCGACCGUGUUCACGAAGAGCAAUCAGGAGGGCGUUGACCGGGUACUCAAGGGUAAAGGCCGGUACGCGUUCCUCAUGGAAUCGUCGAGCAUCGAAUACCAGACGGAACGCAACUGCAACCUGAUGGAAAUCGGCAACACACUCGACUCCAAAGGGUACGGCAUAGCAAUGCCGAUGAAUUCCCCGUAUCGUACGCUGAUUAGCGAAUCGGUGUUGAGAUUACAAGAAUCCGGAUUCAUGCGAGAGCUCAAAGACAAAUGGUGGAAAGUCCAAGGAGACAAUAAAUGCGAGGAAGAAGACGAAAGCGACGAACUCGGCUUUACGAAAAUCGGUGGCGUUUUUGUGGUACUGGUUCUCGGAUGUUUAAUUGCGUUUAUGUUUUCCAUAUUGGAGUUUUUGUGGAACAUCCGGAAAGUGGCCAUCGAAGAAGAGAUAACACCGAAAGAAGCAUUGAUUUUAGAAUGGAAAUUCGCGAUGAAAUGUGACGGAGGAGUCAAGCCACUAAGGCGGCGGCAUCAUAUCGAUACCGGAACGAACAAUUCUGACACAAGCUAAACUCUGAAGAGAUGACUAUUGACUACGACCGACGACGUUUAGUAUACUUGUUGGUAAACUAUUUUUUUUCGACCCCGUCGGUGAUAACGAAAUACAAACUUCAGUUGAAAGAUAUUCAAUAGGAAUACAGUUAAAUACAUAUGGGUAAGAUCGACGAGCAAAUUCAGAGUACGGCUCGGUAAACGAACAUUAAAUUAAAAUUCUAACGAUGAAUAAUUAUUAUAACUUUGACGUAUUAUAUGAAUCUGACAUUUUUUUGUUUCAAUAAUAAAUGCGGUUAAUUGUUUUACUAUUA